Messenger RNA from Suillus paluster, 971 nucleotides. Its product is annotated as checkpoint serine/threonine-protein kinase BUB1. The record is from RefSeq and is a predicted model, not a curated record. Gene Ontology annotation, molecular function: protein kinase activity; ATP binding. NCBI's taxonomy places the organism in Eukaryota, Fungi, Basidiomycota, Agaricomycetes, Boletales, Suillaceae. Bases 276 to 971 code for a protein of 231 amino acids. The transcript has 2 exons. Gene Ontology annotation, biological process: protein phosphorylation; mitotic spindle assembly checkpoint signaling; meiotic sister chromatid cohesion, centromeric.
CGUGGUUCCCCCAGCAUUGUAUAGAAAUCCCAAAAUCCACACACCACACACCACACACCUGUUACCAUCUCGUUCGAGGAGCUAGAUCUCAUGUGAGCAUCCUGUAAAGUAGAAGGCGAAAUGAUCCGGAAAGUGGUCCUACGAUUCUUGGCCUCAAACUCUGAAUCCAGAUCAGACUCGUCAGAGGGUAUAGAAAUCUCGGAAAAAUAUCCACUGGGGGGGUUCUCGUCCUACCGUAUGCCCUCUACGCGUAUCGCGAUGAAAACCACCUGCUUAUGCAGCUAUGCCCACAAGGCACCUUGCUCGACAUUGUCAACCGUGUUGGCACUACUGGUAUCUCGCAGCAAGGGGUAUGUUUUGAUGAGCUGUUUGUCAUGUUUUUCACUAUCGAGAUUAUGCGCUUCCUCGAAGGAAUGCACAGCGCAGGCUUCAUCCACGGUCAUCUCAAGAUCGACAACUGCCUUCUACGUCUCGAAGACGUCCCAGGCGGAGCAUCUGCCCUCUCAACCCUAUACCAGCCCUCUGUCAUCAAUUUCGGGCGAACACUCGACAUGUCCCUCUUUCCUCACAACAAACAGCCUACGGGUGAUUGGCCAACAGACGCACGAGAUUGCUUUGAGCUAAGAGAGCAUCGCCCUUGGACAUAUCAGACCGACUACUUUGGUCUCGUUGGCAUCAUCUACUGCAUGCUGUUCGGCAAAUACAUCGAAACGUCAUCCAUCACGCCCCAACCCCCUUACAAUAUCACGACGCCGUUUAAGCGCUACUGGCGGAAUAACUUAUGGAUGAAGCUAUUCGAUCUCUUGCUUAAUCCUUGCCUCGUGCGUCCGGAUGGCAAGUUGCCCCUGUGCGAGGAGCUUGUUGAUAUCAGACAUGAAAUGAAGGGUUGGUUGCAGCACCAUUGCAAUCGGAGUAGCAACACGCUCAAGGGGCUAUUAAAAAAGAUCGAGCUUUCAGUAUACACUCGGUAG